AUGAGCGAGGAGAUGCAGCAGGAGUCCGUCGACAUCGCGUCCGCCGCGCUCGAGAAGUACAACAUCGAGAAGGACAUCGCCGCGCAGAUCAAGAAGGAGUUCGACAGACGGCACGGGCCCACCUGGCACGUCGUCGUAGGCAAGAACUUUGGCAGCUACGUCACCCAUGAAACGAAACACUUUAUCUACUUCUACGUCGGCUCGCUUGCGAUCCUGAUCUGGAAGUCAUAG
Messenger RNA from Gloeophyllum trabeum ATCC 11539, 231 nucleotides. RefSeq names its product dynein light chain protein, type 1. Gene Ontology annotation, biological process: microtubule-based process. The record is from RefSeq and is a predicted model, not a curated record. Gene Ontology annotation, molecular function: dynein light intermediate chain binding; dynein intermediate chain binding. Lineage: Eukaryota; Fungi; Basidiomycota; Agaricomycetes; Gloeophyllales; Gloeophyllaceae. Gene Ontology annotation, cellular component: dynein complex. The coding region runs from base 1 to 231 and encodes 76 amino acids. The transcript has 2 exons.